AUGGCGUUUCAAUUGAGUAAUACCGUGCUCCUUUCUUUGCUGUUGGUGCUGAUCACCACGGCACUAUUGUUAAUAAUUCAGAAAAACACCACUAAUGUAAUUCCCGGCCAUAAAGUAACAAAUAGGGAUCCAACGUUCAUAAUUGCUGGUCCUAGCGGCAGCGGAAAGACCAGUUUGUUCAAUGUGCUCACCACCGAUACUGUCAAACCGACCGUCAUGUCACAGGUACCCAAUGUGGCUGAAGACUACAUGCUUCCUUCAACUGCGAAAAGCUUCAAGUUCAAGUUGAUGGAAUUUCCCGGCCAUGUCAAAUUGCGGUAUCGUUUGUUCGACACCUUAAAGGAGUCCACAGCGUUGAAGGGUCUAAUAUUUGUUGUUGAUAGCACCGUCGAUCCGCAGAAACUUGCCGAAACCGCAGAGUUUCUUUACGACAUUCUGGCGCUGACUGAGCGCUUUCCAGAGGGAGUAGACAUCAUGAUUGCUUGCAACAAAUCCGAGUCAUUUAGUUCCCGUCCACCUUUGAAGAUUCGUGAUGCGCUAGAGAAAGAAAUAGGCAAGGUGAUCGAAAGAAAAGCCAAGUCGUUGAGCGCAGUCAAGAAGUCCGGUGAAACCUUGGGAGAAACCGGCGCGGACGACUCUGGCGCUGCAUCCCUCGAUUUCCAAGGCCUCCGUGCCUUUAAUUUCGAUGCUUUGGACGGCAACGUCGACGCUAUCGAGGGCAGUGUAUCCAAGGGAGAAAUUGAGAAGUGGGAGUGCUGGAUUGAUGAAAGGUCUGUAAAUUGA
Molecule: messenger RNA, 783 nt
Organism: Lachancea sp. 'fantastica'
Lineage: Eukaryota; Fungi; Ascomycota; Saccharomycetes; Saccharomycetales; Saccharomycetaceae
Source: the annotation of a GenBank genome assembly